CCCUGCUGCCGCUCUUCCCCGGCGCGUCCCUGCUCCAGCUCCGGCGCCGCGGAGCUCCUGCGCGCGCAAGUUGCUCUGGUGGCCGUCGCGCUGGUCGCGUCCCCUCCGGUCUCCUCCCUCAAGCGCAGCUUCUUCGUGCCCGUGAUGGGAGAUCCUCGCCCAUGGCGCUCGGCUGCCCAGCUCCGAGCUCCUCCCAGCUUCUCUGCUCCAGCCCGGCCACCCUCACCUCAUCCCCUUCCUGACGCUCGUCCUCGGCUCCCUCUCUCGUCUGGUGGCUGGUGCGCGCAGGCGUCGGGCUCAGGGAGUCCCUGCGUGAGCUGGCGCUGUGGUGGGCCGGCGGCGGCGAUGGAGGUGCUGGCUGCCGCUCCUCGUAGGCGUUGCCUUCAGCCUUCCUCGCCGAGAUCGCCUUCCUCGGCCGCCUCGACAUGGCGAAGAACGUCGAGGUGGUCGAGAGCUGCACCACCUCCUUUUACCGCUGCUCCUCCCAUUGGGGUGAAGCCGUGGGUCGAGGCGCGGUCCCGUGGUCAGGCGGCGACGGCGAGGGUGAAGAGACCCGGCGGUGCGAGCAGCGGUUCGAGAGGGAGGACGCCGUGCCCUACGACCGCGACGUUGACAGGGAUCCCGGGCUUGUCGGUGGCGCAGCCAAGGACUGGAGUAAAUGCUACAUAGGUUAUGAAUUUGGUUUUCUUUUCUGCCAGUAAGAGACCUGAUGCUACUUUUGGAAUUGCACCAGAUCCUUCUGUAGAGGGUAUCCUCAGAUCGAUGGAGUCAUCUCAAUAUUAUUCAAAGAAUAGUAUUGAUGUGGCUCGAGGGAGAGGGUACAAGAUUGUGAUUACAAUCAGCCUUUCUUCAGACGUCCCAGUUGGCUACUCUUCAUGGGCUGAAUAUGAUGUUGUGGCACCUGUGCCUCCAAAGACUGAAGAAGCUCUUGCUGCAGACUUUAUUUCUAACCGUGGUACACGGAACUUUCGUAUGC
Molecule: messenger RNA, 976 nt
Organism: Zea mays
Lineage: Eukaryota; Viridiplantae; Streptophyta; Magnoliopsida; Poales; Poaceae
Exons: 1
Coding region: 145-669 (174 amino acids)
Source: RefSeq, marked predicted